CUGCAACUGCCAAUAAGCGUAAACUCAUCUCCAAUCCUCAUCCUCCAUCUUCCUCAUUCUAAGAAUAAGAAAUGGCGAAGCCCUUGUCUUUACUUGCAGUCAUCUUGAUUCAGUUGACCUAUUGUACUAUCAAUACUAUCGCCUAUACUGCUUCUGGUAAUUGGAAUAAAGGCCAUGCCACUUUCUAUGGAGGCAGUGAUGCCUCGGGAACAAUGGGGGGAGCUUGCGGAUAUGGGAACUUGUAUACCACUGGCUAUGGAACUAGAACUGCUGCUUUAAGCACUGCGUUGUUUAAUGAUGGAGCUUCAUGUGGGGAGUGUUUCAAGAUCAUUUGUGACUAUAAAUCAGAUCCCACAUGGUGUGUUAAAGGAACUUCUAUCACCAUUACUGCAACAAACUUUUGCCCUCCUAAUUACGCUCUUCCAAGCAACAAUGGAGGCUGGUGCAAUCCUCCUCUCCAGCAUUUCGAUAUGGCUCAGCCAGCUUGGGAAAAAAUCGGUGUUUAUAAAGGUGGAAUCAUUCCUGUUUUGUUCCAGAGGGUUCCAUGCAAGAAGCACGGUGGAGUAAGAUUCACCAUUAACGGGAGAGACUAUUUUGAGCUUGUUUUGAUCAGCAACGUGGGUGGGGCUGGUGCCAUUCAGUCUGCAUAUAUCAAAGGUUCAAAAACCGGGUGGAUGGCCAUGUCCAGGAAUUGGGGAGCCAAUUGGCAGUCAAAUGCCUACCUCAAUGGCCAAUCAUUGUCGUUCAAAGUCACCACAACUGACGGUGGAACUCGUAUAUUUACAGAUAUUGUGCCAUCCAACUGGGCAUUUGGACAGACUUUCUCCAGCAGUGUACAGUUCUCAUAAAUGGCUUCUGACUUGAAGGAUUGUGGAUUGAAAUUGGCUGAGGCGUGCUUGUUAUUUCAUUGAAGCAGCCCGCCACGAUUCUCUGGGGAAUCCAUGAACUCAAGGCAACUAUAGCUCUACAUAUGGGCUUUAUGAUCCGUGAAAGUUGCAGUGAUUUAUGGAUGCUCAUGUUAUAAAUUCAAACAUCGUGUGUUAAAUAGUUGGCCUAGUGUACAACAAUAAGAAAGCUAAAGCUUCAGCAUACAUAUAUAUAUUUUUUGUUUUGCAA
This is a messenger RNA of Mangifera indica (mango), 1116 nucleotides long. Its product is annotated as expansin-A11. Bases 72 to 848 code for a protein of 258 amino acids. Gene Ontology annotation, cellular component: extracellular region. Gene Ontology annotation, biological process: plant-type cell wall organization. The record is from RefSeq and is a predicted model, not a curated record. The transcript has 3 exons. Lineage: Eukaryota; Viridiplantae; Streptophyta; Magnoliopsida; Sapindales; Anacardiaceae.